CAGCGCCCUCUCGUGAUUUCUACCGAUUACUUCCAGCUGGAUGCCGAGCACAAAAACAGCAGAUUGUCGAAGAUUUAGUCCACUGAAUGUUUCAGAGUUGCUAAUGCAGUUAGAUAUUUGCACACGAAUCUAAAGGGGCUGAACAUUUGGUGUAAAGAAGACCCCUUUUAAGACCCACGUUCAGAGAGGCCAACCUGAGCAGAGAUGCCUCUGGAAGACAAAGACAAGGACACCCCAAAAUCGACGGGAGACGAUUGUGGGGAUUCCCCUGGAGCCAGCAAUGCCUCGGAUCAGGAGCCUGCCCUGGAUUCCUCAGGGGAAGGGGAGAUCUUCAGGAAGAGACAGCGAGUCAACAGUCCACGGAAGAAUGAGCCAAUGGCCUCUCCCCACAAGCACGCUACAUUUGAAGAGUUGCUUAAAACUGCUGGGCUGGUAUCUAACAUGGCGCUGGCUCAUGAAAUUGUGGUGGACGGAAACUUUAGGCUCAAGCCUCAGGAUCUACCAGACAACUCUAUUGAAAAACAGGUCCGUGACAUCAUGCACAAAGCAUUCUGGGAUAGCUUGAAGGAGCAGCUUGAGGGUGACCCACCGUCCUACGACCAUGCCAUUAUAUUGUUGGGGGAGGUCAAAGAGUUCCUGGGCUCCUUGCUCCUGCCUCAGCAGGAACGUCUCCGCACCCAGAUAGACGAGGUCAUCGACCUGCCCCUGAUCCAGCAGCAGGCCGAGCACGACGCCUUAGAUGUCUAUCACUAUGGCAACUUCAUCAUCAGUACCAUGGCGAUGCUGUGUGCUCCAGUCCGGGACGAGGAGAUUGCCAAGCUGAAGGAUCUGGUAGAUGUUGUGCAGCUCUUUAGAGAGAUCUUUCGCAUCCUGGAGUUGAUGAAACUGGACAUGGCUAACUACACACUGCAGAGCCUACGACCCCACCUCAAGCAGCAGUCAGUGGACUAUGAGAGGGGCAAGUUCCAGGAAUUUCUCAAGACACAACAAGAUGGAUUGGAGCUGACAAGAAAGUGGUUGGAAGAGGCGGCGGAUGACCUGAGGUCACGUGAGCCCCAGCAGCCAAUGGAGGGCGCUACAUCCUCCACCUCCUCAUCCCCAUCACUCACACCAGUCAUCAUACUGAACCAUGGCUACAUGAGGCUUCUAGACUGGCAAGAUGCACGCUUAUUUCCAGAGACAAUCGUCAUGGACCAGGCCAGACUGCAAGAGAUGGCAGACAGGUUGCGGAAGUCGGUGCUGAUCGCCACCGUCCUACUGGUGACUUACACCAACGUGGGACCAAUCAUCACUAGCAUACAGGGCUUCCCGAGUAACUUGAAGCACCACAUCGAUACCAUCCUAGAGGGAGUCAAUGAUCACAGCGCCAUAAUGCCGAACGUUGCUGAUCAGGUGUGCACCGAUGUCGACAAGUGCCUGAAAGAACGCGGCAUAGCUGAGAUGGACGCCAUGAAGACAGACGCCUUGAAAAGUCAGGUCAUCGCAGCCGGCGACAGGGAGCACAGCGUCCACAAAUUACUAGAUUCCAGAGCCCGGUCCUUCAUCAAAAUGCUCAUGAGUGGCCCAAUCAACUUUGACCCGUCAACUCGCAUCCCCCCGGGACUCACCACCAUCCAGCCCCAGCUCCUAGAGGUCGCGGGUCAGUUUGUCAGGGUCAUAGGUCACAACCGGACCGUCUACGGACCCUUCUACUCCGAAAUUCUGGGCAAGAUGCUGAACAUCAGAUGACAGUGAUUCUAAUGCUGAAUGGACUUGACCAGUAUUUGAAGAGUUUACUUCUAAAAUGCGAUAUACGCCAUUGUCUUCCCUUUUAGAAUCCUGCUUUCCCCUGGCUGCCCAAAAGCAAUUUUGAAGGUUUUAUAUAGUUCAACACAAUGUUAAGAAUUCAGUAAAGCCACACAUGAAGUUUUGAAACAACCUUUUAUAUUGUUUAAAGUUUUAAAAAUAUACAAAUUUUCCCCUUUUUUUCAAAUGGAUAUGUCGCAUUUUGGAAAUAAAUUCUUCGUUUUUAUUAGGCAAAAUAUUUAUUGUUUUUAUUAGGAGUUGCCUACAAGAUUUAAGGAUGCACUUAAUUUUUUUGUUAAAUUUCAGCAUUUACAAGGGAAUAGGAAUAUGUUUACUGUUUUUCAUUCAGGAUUUUUUUUGGGGGGUACACCCAAUAACUGUGGGUCAAAUCAUUUAAAAAGUAUUUCUUACUGGAGAAUGUUGGGAGCCGUGCUUUUGCGAUAUUAAAGAUGUAGAUAGAAAUCAAAGCCUUGAAUUGGACGGUUUCAAAUGGAAAUUUCAUAUGAUGUUAAUUUUUAAAGAGGAUGCAAUUAAAAAUACCGAUUGAAUUGGCUGAAGGGUGGUUUCCCAAAGGAAUAUCACAAGUCAUCACCAGAAGGAAGAGAAUGUAGUAAUUCAUAUCCAAUUGUACUUGAUGAAAUCUUGGAUUUUACGGAUUUCGCAAACCUGGAAAUGGCACAGUAUUAUUCUUGUAGGAGUAUAAAACACUAUGCAGUAUUGAAUUACUUUGCUGUGAGGUGUUUUUUUGGUAUUGUCACUUACAUAUUUUGUUUUAUAACAUAGACUUCAAAAACAGAAGUUGACAUUCUUCAUUCAUAGGAGCUAAACCAUACAACAAAUGUGUGAUAAUUGAACUUGAACUUUGUCUAUUUGUUGGAUGUUAACUCAAAAUACAUGUUAUGAUUAUUGAGAUUGUUGCCGAGGGAAUGCCUUUCUUACAAUUAAUAAAAAAUAAUUGAUUGCCAUUUAAUUAGUUUAUAUGUAAAAAAAAUUCAGGGUUUGGUUUCCGUUUACAAUUUAUGUUUGCUGUGCGUCUUUACAAGAAUCUGAAAGUAUAGAAGGCAACUCUGUAUGAUAAAUUGAGUAGAAGCUCCUGAAUGUCAUUGAGCUACUAAGGGGCCAAUCAAAAUUUUCAAUGUUUGUAAAUUUCGAAUUAAAACGUGGAAUUUUUUAAAGGUAAUAUAUACAACAUUUG
Molecule: messenger RNA, 2980 nt
Organism: Patiria miniata (bat star)
Lineage: Eukaryota; Metazoa; Echinodermata; Asteroidea; Valvatida; Asterinidae
Product: T-complex protein 11-like protein 1
Exons: 10
Coding region: 205-1728 (507 amino acids)
Biological process (GO): signal transduction
Source: RefSeq, a predicted model, not a curated record